This is a messenger RNA of Falco peregrinus (peregrine falcon), 11348 nucleotides long. RefSeq names its product one cut homeobox 2 (gene ONECUT2). Gene Ontology annotation, molecular function: DNA-binding transcription factor activity, RNA polymerase II-specific; RNA polymerase II cis-regulatory region sequence-specific DNA binding. The record is from RefSeq and is a predicted model, not a curated record. Gene Ontology annotation, cellular component: nucleus. Gene Ontology annotation, biological process: regulation of transcription by RNA polymerase II. Lineage: Eukaryota; Metazoa; Chordata; Aves; Falconiformes; Falconidae.
CGGGCCGCGGCGCGCUGCCCCGGCGCGGCCGCCGCCCCCAUGAGUGAAUGAGGAGCGGCCGCAGCGCCCGUCGAUGCCUCGCCAGGGAGCCGGGUGCCUGCGCCAUGAACCCCGAGAUGGCGAUGGAGCCGCUGGGCAGCCUGCACGGGGCGGCUGGCCAUGAGCCGGAGCUGAUGGGCAGCCCCAGCCCCCACCACGGCGGCCGCAGCGCCGGGCCGCUCCGAGUGCCCGCCCCCCCCCCCCCCGCCGCCGCCGCCGCCGCCGCCGCCGCCGCACAGGAGCUGGCCCCCGCCGCCGCCCGGCCGGCCAUGGUGUCCAGCAUGGCCUCGCUGCUGGACGGCGCCGCCGAGUACCGGCCCGAGCUCUCCAUCCCGCUGCACCACGCCAUGAGCAUGCCCUGCGAGUCCUCGCCGCCCGGCAUGGGCAUGAGCAGCACCUACACCACCCUGACGCCACUCCAGCCCCUGCCGCCCAUCUCCACCGUCUCCGACAAGUUCCACCACCCGCACGCCCACCCGCACGCCCACCACCACCACCACCAGCGCCUCUCGGGCAACGUCAGCGGCAGCUUCGCCCUCAUGCGUGACGAGCGCGGGCUGCCCGCCGUCAACAACCUCUACGGGCCCUACAAGGAGAUGCCCGGCAUGGGGCAGAGCCUCUCGCCGCUGGGCAACGGGCUGGGCCCCCUCCACAAUGCCCAGCAGGGCCUCCACGGCUACGGGCCGCCCGGCCACGAGAAGAUGCUGAGUCCCAACUUCGACGCCCACGCGGCCAUGCUGGCGCGGGGGGACCAGCACCUCUCCCGGGGGCUGGGGACGCCCCCCGCCAUGAUGCCCCACCUGAACGGCAUGCACCACCCCGCGCACCCCGGCCACCCACCACCCCACGGCCCCGCGCUGCCCGCCGGCCGGGAGCGGCCGCCCUCCUCCUCCUCCGGCUCGCAGGUGAGCAGCUCGGGGCAGCUGGAGGAGAUCAACACCAAAGAAGUGGCACAAAGGAUCACGGCAGAGCUGAAGCGCUACAGCAUCCCGCAGGCCAUCUUCGCCCAGCGGGUGCUGUGCCGCUCUCAGGGGACCCUCUCGGACUUGCUGCGGAACCCUAAGCCGUGGAGUAAACUCAAGUCCGGCCGGGAGACCUUCCGCAGGAUGUGGAAGUGGCUGCAGGAGCCCGAGUUCCAGAGGAUGUCGGCCCUGCGGCUGGCAGCCUGCAAACGCAAAGAGCAAGAGCCGAACAAAGAGCGCAACAACUCCCAGAAGAAAUCUCGCCUGGUUUUCACAGACCUCCAGCGCAGAACACUUUUCGCCAUCUUCAAGGAGAACAAGCGCCCCUCCAAAGAAAUGCAGAUCACCAUCUCCCAGCAGCUGGGCCUGGAGCUCACCACCGUCAGCAACUUCUUCAUGAACGCCCGGCGGCGCAGCCUGGAGAAGUGGCAGGAUGACCUGAGCUCUGGGGGCUCCUCCUCAGCCCCCAGCACCUGCACCAAAGCAUGAUGGGGAGUGGCCGGCACGGCACGGCAUGGCAUGGCACGGCAUGGCAUGGCAGAGAGAGCAGCUUCACAGCAGGGCCCUUCACUGGUGACUUAAAGCACAAUCCUCCUGGAAACGAACCCCAGCCCAGCUGUAACAGAGGACACUUCUUAUGGCUUUUAGUCAGUCUUAGCAGGCGCAAAUUAAAAAUUAACCUCUUUCUAUACAAUACUAUGCUCAGGACAGGCAAAGCAGGUCUGAAACGUAGGGGAGUCAUUCAUGAGGCAAGUUUCUCCUGAGCCCCAAAGCGCCCCGGCCAGCAGAGGUGCCUCUCGCUGGGCAGCCUGCCCAUGCCCAGCGUUUGCCGGCAGGGCGCUGGUGCUGGCCACACCGCCCUGCACCAAAGCUCGCCACCGUGGCGCAGCCACGCAAGAACGGAGCACAAAGUCUGACACGUAGACCCUAAAGAAUCCGAGAACCUGUUUGUAAAACUCAGGCAUGGUUUUGUUAAGUGUUUUAGGAGAAAAGGAAAAAAAAAAAAGAUCAAAUUUAAGUUUUUCUUGGUUUUGUUUUCGGGUUUUUUUAAGUUUGUUUAAUUUAAUCAGUGAGUAUAGCUUGAUCUUGGAUCAGAAAAAUUCAGUUCACUUGAGCUCAAAGUGUCAAGCACAAAGCCAGUAGCUACAGAGAUAGGUACGAUCCUGGACUCAGUACAGCAAUCGUUUCAAGAUACAGUCUAACUUCCUGGUCAGUAGGGAACGCCUCUGUAACCACAUGAACCUCAAGCACAGUUUGCAGUUUGUCACAAGUUCUGUGUUUGUACCUAAUACAGAUGCACACUCAGGAGGUCAAUUUCAUUGCUACAGUACAUGGAGCAAACACAACGUUUUGAAAGAUCUAGAUUUUUUUAGGUCAUUAAUACAUCAGUUUUAGUUGCCAGGGAUCUAGUUUCUCCUCAACAACAUCCUUACUGAAAUGUGUUUAGCGUUCAAGGUAUUUUCAUUCUUUUUUGUUUUGUUAUUUUACGGUACUUUCAAGCAGGAAAAGAAGAGAAACGAGCCCUUCAGAUGCCACUGACCGUUUUAGAUGUGCCGCAUAUGACUUCAAUAUCUAUUGCAUCCCUAAGUUCCUUUUAUCCACCAGUUACCUAAGCUGGCAGGAACACAGCACACCAAAGAGACAGGAUUACUGCAAGCCAAAGAUAUUUAUAACUUGCCAUUUUCCCUUCAUCAUCGCUGGUGAGGGUGGUUGUUUGACGAUGGAGAAGCCUCACAAACUCCAAGCCCUCUCUCCACCUCCGGCAGCUGCCGUGCGGCUGAGCAGGCAGGCAGUGCUGGCAGCUGGUGCGGCAGAGCCCUGGCCACAGCCGCACUGCUGGGGUGGCCCCAGUCAAGCCUCACAGCCCCGGCCCACGCUGCCCAAAUGGCCACAGCAGCUCCAUGUGCGCGCUUCCAGGUGAAUGGCCCUUCCUGGGGCGCUGGCUGAGCCCACGGCAGCAAGCCAAGCAUGGUCGUGGUUCUUUAGAGACACUUGAGACUUUUUUUAUGUACUACUUAAUCGAAACCAAAGAAAAGUUUUCUGCACCUACUUCUUCUGCAACAAACUGUUCCAUUUAAAAAUAAAGUAAAAUUAAAAAAACCAAGGAAGCACGUCAGGAAGCAAAUGAGUAACACACUGUGUUUUGACAGACAUAUUGGACAUUUUAGGAAGCAGAUCUCAAAGAAAGGGUUGACAAGAACAGGAACAAAGCAAAGCCAGUACAAUUGCUGCUUCAUUUGACAACUCCAGUCAUCUUAAAGUUGAAGAUUGUCUUUAAUUUGUGCCUAUGCAGUUUUUUUCAAAAGAACAAGGAACAGAGCAACCAAAACCUCAACAGCUACAAUACCAAAGAUGAGGAUUCUCACUACUUGUGUUUCAGUUCAUUAUGUCCUCUUGCACAAAUAAUGCAUAUAGCACCACUGAUCUCUGUACAGGUAAUCACUUCUGUUUCUUUGUGCAUCCGAAAGGGUGGGUUCAUUUAUGUUUUUCCUGUUUCUGCCCCAUGCGGGAUCUCUCCAAGAGCUGCAUGGACUCCAAGUGCAUGAUGUUGGGGCUCUACGCUGGUACGUCUCCUCUCUCCAGAGCCACGUAGGAAAAACUUGUCGAUUGGGUAUGACUUGUUUUGUUGGGUAGAGUUGGUCUCCUGUGUGUCUAGAGCUUUGAACAGCCAUCCUUCUGUGUCUGAAAUCGGUUGAGUAACCCACACCCUUCUUUCUCCUACCCAGGGAUAAAACUUGCAAAUUUGUCUCUGUACUGAUUUUUGCCAUUGUAAGCUCUAAGCACUGCCGCAGCCUGGCCCCUGAGAUCAGAUCCCGAUCUGAACCGCAACGGAGGUUUCAGCAGCUCCCGUGGCAGUUCAGUAGUUUGUUCUGACAGAUCAGAGACAAUAAGUUUGUUGGUCCAAGUCGUGAUGAUCCAGAUCAUGACAUGCAGACCUAGGUCCAAACUUAUCUUCCGAGCCAGAGCGCAGCAGUACCAUUUUGCUCCAUCUCUACCUUUAAAUGAGGGCUUCUGUUUAACUACUUUGUGAAACUGCUGCAGUAAUUUUCCAAGUGCUUACACUUAAAAAAAGGAAGAAAAUCACAAAGCUUUGUCUGCUCAGGACAGAAGAGGUUUCUGAAAAGUAAAUGCAGGAUCCUCACAGCUAAACUGGCGGCACGUACCAGCUCUGGGAAUCAAAGCAUCCCUCAACAUAGAUUUCCAGACAGAUCGUGCAUGGUUCGGAAACAAUCCAAAGAAGCCUCAUAGUCAGGCACAGAAUAAAGCUGCCAAAAAAUGGUUCAGGUCUGGGCUGAUGCCUGCCAGAGCCUCCAGGUGUUUGAGCUCGGCGCUCGGAGCAGCACGCUGCAGGGCCGUGCCGGGCUGGGGUGGUGCAGUCACAUGAACUUUCAUCUACAUCCCCAUCCGAAAAGGUCCCCUCAACCCAGCCUCUCUGUGUGCGCCCUGAUGUGGCGCGGCCCUCGGGGGCGAUGCCUUGUCUGGAAGCGUCCCCCCACAGUCUGCAGCGCUGCCAGGUGAUGCCGGGUUUCGAUCGCUUUCCUCAUGCUCCAUCCCGGAGCACCCCUGUAACUGCCGCAGGAGGUGAUGUGCCACGCUGGGAAGCCCAGCUGUCGUUCCUUACCUCCCCUUCCCUUCCCACAGUGGCAGGCAGAGAAGUGUGUCACCUCAGAUGAGAAACGAGCCCCAGGCAUCCUCUGAGGCGUACGCUUGGCUGUUGGUGUCACUGCAGGGGUGGCGUGUGGGACAUCUCAUGUAAGGGACAUCCACGCACUGGCAGCUUCCCCCCUGUGUGCCACCGUCCUUGAGGGCAGAGAGGCUCCCGCCCUGGGCUUCCCAUGACACCUGUGAGCAAAGGCCUGGGCUUUUUAUUUCUGUUCAGAGUUCAUCCCAAUAGCCAUAACGAAGUAAGUCUAGAUCAGUUCCUGAAUUAUUAAAAAAGGUUUCUUCAAUGAAAUAAUUAAUUUUCUCCAAAUUGUGGCAGUUUUUGUUAUGCAAUAUUAUGGCUUAAGUUUUUGCCUCAACCUUCCAAAUGUUGACCCGCAACCUCCCGCCCCACAGGUGCCAUUGUCCCACUGAGAGGUGCUGAGCUGACCCUGCUGCCCGCGCGGCAGCAUCUGCGUGGCAGAACACACGAGGCUCUUCUGUGCUGGGCAUUGUCGCUAUGUCAGUGCCCAUGUUCCCUCCGUAUUGCUCAAAAACCAUUUGCAUCCAAACGUCUGAAAAUACUGCUGCAUUUUUUAUCCCUGCAUCUUUUGUGGCCCUCUGUUACGUCUUCCAUUCCACUUUCAACUCUUGUAAGCUUUUAUGUAGCAGCUAUCUCAGAAGGGGAGUGUCAGUAGCAUAUACUGUGGGUAGAUACAUUUGUAUGUACACGUAUGAGCAGAAUAUAUGCUAUAUUCUGCCCAUGCUAAAAGAAAACCAAAACUCAAAUAGAUAUGUUAUGUUUAUAUACCUUAUAUUUAUGAAUCUAUAGAGCUGUGUAAUUUGUUCCUUUUAUUUAUUCUGAUAUGAAAGAUUAGUAUGUACAGGUAGUAUCCCAGCAUCCUCUGUACCGUGUACUUGGAGUUACUAUCAUGGGCACGUCCAAGAUGAAUUCGACUUUCAAGACACCUUGGAUAUUGCUUAAUCAUCCAUGAAGGAACAAAGAAUGUGCUUGAUGACUUCGGUUGAAUAGCUUUAUUCUGGAUCUCUUUUCCCUAAAGCUGAAUCCAAAGACCUGAGAAGGACUAAACCAGCAAACCAUGCUCAAACCCACAUAAGGGAAUAGGGAUCUCCUCUUCCAAAGCAAGACACAGUAAUGACACGGUAUUGCAAAGAGUGUGCUAGCUUUGGACAAAACCCAAUCUUUUUCUUGCUUGUCACAAUACCUGAGUAUUUUUAAGACAUGGGGAAACUUUAUACUUGGCCUCCUUUCUAUUUAUUAAGGGGAAUUUUUAUUGUUUAAAUUUUUUUAAAAGGCAAAGCUUAAAAUGGUUUUAUUUUUUUCCAGACACUUGCGGGUUUUAACGCAAUAUAUUAUCUAUCAAUAAUGUAAUUUAUUUAAUUUAGUCUUACAGUAGGUCCUGAAAUCUCUGUUCAGUCUAAAUCCCACAGAGUUUAAUUUUAGCUUUAAAGUUCAAUGGGAGUUUUGCCUGAAUGCAGACUGCGGGAUCAGGCUCUGAUGUUAGCUAUUUUGUAACUAUUUAAUUCAAUCAUUUCUGAAUUAAUUUGUGGUUAAUACUUCUUAUUUAUCCAUUUUACUGUUGUAGUGCAUCAGAGAUGUGAAGCGUAUGUUAGUAAAUACACUUAAAAGUUAGUAUUGCUUCAUAGAGCAGCCAGGUUCUGUCACAGACAGGAGAAAAAUAAUUAGUUACAUAGAACAGGAGUCUAGUUUAAAUUUCUUCUUUUAUUUUUUUAAAUGUCAAAGUUUAAAUUAUUUAAGUUAAUUUCUUCCCAUCUGAUUAGAAAGUGCAACAUACCUUUAUUAUGGCACAUAAAGCCUUCAUAAUAUAACUUAUUUAUUUAACUUAUUCAUCAUCAUCUGAGGAUGCCCUUGUACAGUUUUUAUUUUUUAUUUAGAAUUAUCUUUAAAGCACUACAGCUGAUCUUCUGUAAGAACAACAGAGCAAAUUUUGAGGACAAGCAAUGAAUAUUCAACCUAAAACUGUGCAUUCAGAAAGAAGGGGGGGGGGGGGGGGGGGCGGGAAGACACUGGGAUACCUUGCCUGAACUUUGGGCUUCGUAAAACUUAAGCUGGGGGAAAAAUAUUACAUGCCAAGCAAAAAGAGAGAAACCCUUAAACUAGCUGCUUCCAAGAAUGAACUUGUGUGUGUGUAAAAAUAAAGAAAAAAGAAAAAAAAAAAGAAAAAAAGAAAAAAAGAAAAAAACCUUUCUAUUUCUAGUGAGAACCAAAGAGGCUACCUCACUGACUUUUUCCAUUUGUAAUUUUAAUCGUGUUGAUGAUACCAAAGAUACCAAAGAUUUCUUUCUCUGUGCGGUCUGCAUUUUGCUUGUGCUCUUUUAUAGUUUCAACUGUUCUCUCCUACACACAGUAACAUACAGCUGCAGCCCAGACACCCAAAGAAAUGCUUCUCGUGGAAGCUGCCAGUUCUGGUGACAAUAUUUUCUGUGUUUCCCUUAUGCCUUCCUGCCAGCCAAACAUGUCUGGGGACAUGAAGCCAUUUCAUGUCCUUCCCCACACCAAAGUCCAGUGGAUGGAGCAGUUGUGUCAACCUGGAGGUGAAUCCAGGCUUUGCCCAGCAGCCAGUUCCCUGGGGACAGGGACCUGCAAGCGGCCGCCUGCCCGGGUCCCGCUCACCUGUUUGUGCUGGGGUGCACCGGCGUCAGCAGUAGGAGUCAGUGCGAGAAACUAUUUUCAAGCAGCACUACACUUGAACAGAAGCUAAGGGGCUGGUCUGUGGGUGGCCGCACUAGCCAAGCCCCCUGCUGACGGCUAGGCUGAGGGGAGAGGGAUGCUUCGUUUGGGCACCCAGGCACGAAGUAGCCAGCCCUCUGCUGGGGUGAAGCCCAGCUCUGCCUGGCCCGCGAGGUUCCUGGUGGGCCCAUUCCUGUUCCUGGUGGGCCCGUUCCCAUGCAUGGCAGGCCUGUUAUCGUUCCCAGUGGGCCUGUUCCCAUUCCUGGCAAGCCCAGUGGGCACGGCAGACACAGAGGAUGCUCUCUCCUGCUUAUGCUUUGUUGUUGUUUACAGUUUUCGUAUGAAAAUCAAUUGAUUGUUUUUCUCAAGCUGGUAGUGAAACAAAGCUACAUUAAGCUCCAUUAGUAUCAUAUUCUUAAGUGAUUACUUAAAAAUUGGCUAGUUGUCCCUGGGGAAUUAGCAGUGCCCUUCAGCGUUCGUUUCUUCUAGCCUGGUUCACACCAUUGAUAGAACCGAACCAACCACUCCGAUGAGCCGGACCCACCGGCGGGCACUGCCGGCUCUCCCCAGCGCUCCCAGCCACUGCCACUUCCCUUUGGACACCAGGUCAACUGCUCAUUUGGACCCCCAAACCCCACUGGGGCAGCACUUGUCCCGCAGUUGGAACAGCAGGAAGGUGAGCAUGGGCUGGGCUGUAAAUUUAAGAAGGAAAAAGCCUCAUUCAGAUUGUAGGUAUGCAUUUUUGGCUGAGCUUAAAAGCUAGUUUAUAAAUCUCUGGGCCUUGAUUUAAUGGCAAUUAAGGCAGGUGACACUCACCCAGCGCAGCAUGUCCUGUGUUGGUGAGACCCCACAUCAGUGCAGAGCCCGGCGGAACCACAUCCCAGGGGCUGCCUGCUACGGGGGCCAGAGCCUUUCCCUAAGAAACCUGCCUGAGCGAUGCCUUUGGAUUCACACAACCGAUGACCAACAGCCCAACACAAAAGAUCCACUUUAAGUGUCGCCUUUUCUUUUGUAUUUCUUUUUGGGUUUAAGUCUGUAUUGGAAAAGAUAGGGACUUGACAAGCGUGCUUUUUAUAUCUAUAUAUUUAUAUAGUCCUUCAAUAAAAAGCUAUAAUAAUUCUCAGGAUGCCUUCUGGGUGUGGAGGAGAUGAUCUGUCCUUGUGCUGGGCAAAACCUCCCUGCCAUGCCCCUCGCCACCCCUGCCCAGCACGGGCGGGUGGCAGGCUGGACACAGAAAAUCCCAGAGCUGGCAGCGUCCUCUGCAGCAACCGCGUUCCUUACCAGACUCAUGCUUCACUUGCAAAGUGUGACAUUACCACGGGACGAGUGCCUUGCUUGAACCAAAGCAACGAUUUUGCCAGUCUAGACCUCUCUGUGCUUUUUUUUUAUUCUUCCUGUGAAUACCUCAGCUUCAACUGGGCCGCCGAAUCGUACCUGGUGGGCUUUUUGUACUGUGGUGCUUUGCAAUGCAGCCCUGCAAAGAACAAAACUCCUAAUAAUACCAAAGGCUCCUCUCCUGCCCCCUCUCUUUCUCCUUCUCCUUCUCCUUCUCCUUCUCCUUCUCCUUCUCCUUCUCCUUCUCCUUCUCCUUCUCCUUCUCCUUCUCCUCCUUCUCCUCCUUCUCCUCUUCCUCCUUGUCCUCCUCCUCCUUCUCCUCUUCCUCGCCCUCUCCUCCAUCUCUAUUUCUUCAUGGUUCCAAAGCUUUAAUAUAAAACUGGGCAUGUUGGCAACGCAGACCGUGCAAUCCCUUACCGAAUUUUCUCAGAUAUACCUCAUAGAGAAUAGUUGUUUAGAGUAAUGUUAUUAUAGCCUAUGUAAUAAAUUAUUCACUGUUUCUUUUUGGUAACUGUGAUUUAAAAGAGAAAAAGCUUUAUACGUUUUAGGCUGUGCUUUUGUAAUAGAUGGAAAAGGUGCGCUUAAAAAUGUACGUCAGUCUUUCUUCCCGUUGGGUUUUUUUUGUUUGUUAUGGAUUGGGGAAAAGUUGCAGAAUGAGCCCAAAGUUUACAGUUUCAUAUUUUGCUGAAGAAACAAUCUGUGUUAAUUUGCUCUGUUGAAAAAAAAAAAAAAAGAAAAAAAAAGAUUAUUUUCUACAUUUGUAGCUACUUAGCUACAGCUAAUUGUUCUGUGUGACGGUGUAGUGUUAUAAUUAGCAACUGCCAAUCAACGCUACCAUUUUUGUGCAUGAGGCAAAAUCUUAGCAGUGUGAUGCAUUGUGGCUCUUAAUGGCAACUUCUUUUUUUUGCAUUUGAAAACAGGCCUUUCCGUUUGAUGGUAUUUAUUUAUGCAUGGAGCCUGUUAUCUGUUAGCGGUUGUGGCGCAGUUGUGUAUACAUGUGAGCUGUGAAAACACGCACAGUUUCGCCUCACACAGUGAAGUACUGACAAGAACUGAGAGCCAGAUCAGUUCUGACCCACCCGUGCUUUAAGUGCAGACUCAGACUGAAUUCCAGUUAAAUUGGUAUUUGAGGAAAAGUUUGGCCAGGCGGCAGCUUUUUCCCAGCCGAUUCGGUCAGUAAGCCAGUCACGUGGAAAUACACGUCUCGCUCAAAUCGGAGCUAACUGUGCGUUUUUUCCCAGGACCAGGAGUUACUUUGGCUUUAUGGUAGCCCCUUGGGCAUGGCACAGGGGACCAGCCGCGGCAGCAGUGCUGGGAGUGCCGGCAGCAUCUCUUGCCCGGCCUGCAGCUCCCGCCCGGGCUGACCAGCUGGCCUGUUGUGCUGGGGCGGGCGCUGGGGCUGGGGGUCAGCGGUGCUCGCCCACCACGUCGCCUGUCGCAACGGGGAGGCUGCUGCAGGAUGGCACAGCUGGGCCCCCGGCAUUACUCCUGCCUGUGCCAGCCAGCUGCUCCCCCGCUGCUGCACGCCCACCAGAGCCAGCACCGUGCAGGCCCCAUCUCCCACUGCCCUUGGCUCUGGGUCCAGAUGUAUUAAAAGGCUUUACACCUCCCUCAGUUUACCACCCCCACCAUGGCACAAACCAGUCUCAUUCUCAAGACCCGCAGCUUUAUGGCACUGCUAGUGGGCUGGCAAAUUGGUUGCCUUGUCUGCCCGGGUCUGGCUUCGGACGUGGGGUGUCACUCUGACCUGCUGGUCGCACUGGACAUAAAGCCAAACCAACUACCAAAUACACCUCACUCUGCACAGAAGAGUGCCACUUGGGGAUAAGAGUACGAGAGUCGCAGUCUUCUAAUGAGGCAUCUCAAGUAACGUCGGUAGAGUGUUUAUAUUGUCUGUCAUUAAGGAUAUAUUAGAAAUGUGCUUUCAUUAGUGCAAAGAAACAUAUUUUUAUUUGGCCUUAUACGGUAGAUUAUGAGAAUGAAAGCUUUGUAAUAUAGUCUGGGUUGUUUGGGGUUUUUUUUUCUUAUUUAUCUGCCAAAGACAGUGACAGAUACAAGAAUUUUGAAUAGGCUUUGUGUUUUUCUUUUUGUAAGACAGUCAAUGAUUGUAAUAGCGUUUAAUCUUCCAGAAAGCUUUAUAUGUUCUUCCGCAAUAAGCAGACUCAAUACUUCUUUCGUCAGACUCAACUCAUGCUGGCAGAUCCCAACACUACUCAGACUGCACGCAGUUGUUGUAAUACCUACACGCUGAGUUCACCUGCAUUUUUCAGUCCAAAGGCAAGGAGGGGUAUGUGAGACAAUGGCAGUGUUCACUACUGUGGCCAACAGUAGGUGGUCCAGCUUGCUAAAAUUUGCCAAGGUACUUGUAUUAUGAAAUUUAAGGUAUAUUUUAUUAUGUCAUUUUAUGUCAUUUUUUAACUUUGUGGAAGGUGAUAUGUUGAACUGAGUGUAAGCUGAGUUUUUCAGACAAAUGAAGUAGCUAAAGAGUGAAUGUUAUUUUAUCAUUAAAGGGUUUUUACUCAAUGAUUUGUGCCAAUAGAUGUCCUUUAUCUUAAUGACGAGUAUUACAUUGCUUUCAAAUUUUUAUUUAUAGCUAUUGAUGUAAAACCCACACACACAUAUUAUUUGCCAAAGUUCAAUAAAGGAGGAAAACAAUG